UCGUUUUCGCAAUCUGGGCAGAACAGAGCCGCUAAGUUUUUAUAAAAAUUCGAUACCCGUGAAAAGAUGGCGGACCAAGAAACAAAGCAAAAGAUUUUAAAUUUUAACAUUGGAGUUUUAGGCCACGUGGAUAGUGGGAAAACGUCCUUGUCAAAGGCACUAAGUACUACAGCUUCUACAGCUGCUUUUGACAAAAAUCCACAGAGUAAAGACAGAGGAAUCACGCUUGACCUUGGAUUUAGCUCAUUUCUGGUUGACUUGCCAAAAAAAUUAACCUCUCAAGUUUCUGAACUGAACUACGAUGUUAGUGAGCUGCAAUUUACAUUAGUGGAUUGCCCUGGCCAUGCUUCGCUGAUAAAAACAAUAAUAGGCGGUGCACAAAUAAUUGACAUGAUGAUGCUCGUAAUUGAUAUUACCAAAGGAAUGCAAACACAAACUGCUGAAUGCUUAGUGAUUGGUGAAAUUCUUUGUGAAAAGAUGGUUGUUGUUUUGAACAAAGUAGACAUGGUGGAAGAAAAGCAACGUAAGACUGUUAUUGAAAAGAUGCAAAAAAGAAUGUUAAAGACUCUUGAAAACACGAGGUUUGCCAACAGUCCUGUUGUUGCUGUGGCAGCAAAAACUGGUGGUGCAGAAUCUGAUUCUAGUGAAUCGAUCGGUAUACAGAAUUUGAUUGACUGUUUGAAAGAACAUGCUUAUGUUCCAAACAGAAAAACCACUGGUCCAUUUAUGUUCUCUGUUGAUCAUUGUUUUUCAAUUCGUGGACAAGGUACAGUCUUGACUGGAACUGUUCUAUCUGGUUCUGUUUCUAUAAAUGAUACUAUCGAGAUACCUGCACUGAAGGAGACCAAGAAAGUCAAAUCCAUGCAGAUGUUUCGUCAGCCGAUUAAAACAAUUGUCCAAGGAGACCGCUCUGGAAUUUGCGUGACACAAUUCGAUCCCAAGCGUUUAGAGCGAGGUGUAGUUUGUACCCCUGGGUACUUAGUGUAUUUGUACGGGGCUGUGGUGCGCGUGAAUAAAAUCCCAUACUUUAAAGGAAGUUGUAUAAACAAAACGAAAUUCCACAUCACUGUUGGCCACGAAACUGUAAUGGCGAAAUUACAAUUUUUCGGCCCGCCACCAACUUACGAUGCAGAUAAAUACCAAGAGUGUUUAAAUACGGAUUUAGAGUAUAUAUUUAAACUUGGUUUAAACGAUAAUGCAAGUGUUGUAGACUCGAAGUCUUCAUCAUUUCUUCAGUAUGUUAUAUUAGAGUUUGAUAAACCUAUCACGUGCAUGAAAGAUUCACUGUUGAUUGGUUCACGGUUGGAUACUGAUAUCAAUUUAAAUACAUGUCGUUUGGCGUUUUAUGGUCGGAUUGAGGUGCCGUUUUUAAGUAAAGAUUACGCGAAAACGUAUCUACCGUUUUUAAAAAUCUACAAAACGAAACAAAAAGAUGGAAUUGUUGAGCGGAUGAUGGACGAUUAUACUGUAAUAGUAAAAUCAUUAUUUAAAAAGGAAACCAAUAUGAAGUUGUUUGAAAACAUGAAGGUAACUCUCUCCACCGGAGAGCAGGGUGUCAUUGAAGGGACGUUUGGACUGAGUGGAAAGGUUAAAAUCCGUGUUUCAAACGGACUAUCGGAUUCGACGAAAGAAAGACUAGCUACAACUAAAAGAGGUAGAGAGAAGAAAAUGGAGGAUUUGAGUUUAAACGAAACUUCUGAACCUGUAAAAAUAUUUUUGGAUUUUAAAAAGUUUAUUUACGAUGAAAGUCAUAAGAUGAUUCAAACGUGAGUUUUUGUAAGCUUUGUACAACUUAAAAUUUUCUACUUAGAUGUUUUUUCGAAAUUUUUAUCUCUUAACUUUUGGUUUUGUGUUGCUGUAUGAACACCUGUUAAAUUCAAACUGAUCCUGUUUUGAAUACAUAUAUGUUCUAUA
Messenger RNA from Hydractinia symbiolongicarpus, 1914 nucleotides. Its product is annotated as selenocysteine-specific elongation factor-like. NCBI's taxonomy places the organism in Eukaryota, Metazoa, Cnidaria, Hydrozoa, Anthoathecata, Hydractiniidae. Gene Ontology annotation, biological process: selenocysteine incorporation. Gene Ontology annotation, molecular function: GTPase activity; translation elongation factor activity; GTP binding. The transcript has 4 exons. The coding region runs from base 67 to 1770 and encodes 567 amino acids. The record is from RefSeq and is a predicted model, not a curated record.